GAGUCUUGGCUUAGUAGACUUUUGUCUGUCAUCGCUUGAGCAUCUCGUCAUCUCGUGUGGUGUAUUCCCGAAAUAUAAAAAAAAUCGCCAAUUAAACCAGAAUAAGAAAUAAUAUUAAAAAAACCCAAAAAAAUAUUUUUUUUUUGAAAAUGAGAUAUUCUUUGAAAACUCAUAUAAUUGCUUGUAUUAUAGCAGCUUUUUGUGUUAAUGGCUCAUUGUCGCAAAUAAAUCAACAGUGUUAUACCCCUGAUCGGGCAUUGGGCCAAUGUGUCAAUAUCGUAGAUUGUCCCGCGUCAUUGGAAGUUUUGAGAAAUGUCCAAAGAACCCCCCAAGAAACCCAAUACUUGCAGCAAAGUUUAUGCGCUCAAGUGGGUUCAGUUGUCUAUAUAUGCUGUAAGUUUCAAAAUCGAAACACCGCCAAUGAAAUAGGAUUGCUGCCAACAACUCGUGAAUGUGGAAAGUCCUUUGAAAAUCGCAUCAUUGGAGAUCAACCAUGUUUAAGUUCCAAAAAGACAAUGGGUACUUGCAUCAAUAUUGCCCAAUGUCCGCCUUUGCUGUCGUUGCUGACAAACCCCUUAAGAACCCCUGAAGAUACGCAGUUUUUACAACAGAACUUAUGUCAUCGUGAGGGAUCAAAUGCCUACGUCUGUUGCGUUCUGGAAAGCGGAAGUCGUUUCUAUGUGUCUGGGGAAAGUUUACUGCCCACUAUUCGUGAAUGUGGAAAAUCCUUUGACAAUCGCAUCUACUCAGGCAAUGUUACCAAAAUCGAUGAAUAUCCAUGGUUAGCUUUAAUUGAAUAUACAAAACCUGCGAAUGCCAAAGGCUUUCAUUGUGGUGCUACCCUUAUUAAUAAGCGCUAUGUAGUCACUGCCGCCCAUUGUGUAACUGGUGCUGGUCUGCCUGCAGAUUGGAAACCAACAGGCAUUCGUUUGGGAGAAUGGGAUCGCUCUACUGAUCCUGAUUGUACAAAAUCUGUUAAUAAUCGUCUUGAAUGUGCCGAUCCUCAUGUGGAUGUGGCCAUACAGGAGAUUGUCUUCCAUCCCAGCUACAAUUCACGUGAUCUCAAUCAUUUAUAUGACAUAGCUUUAAUUCGCCUCGCCAGAGAGGUGACCUAUACAGAUUUCGUCAGUCCUGUGUGCUUGCCCAUUCAGACUGAAUUGCGCCCAAGAACCUUUGAUGGCGAGAAAUUAGAUGUGGUUGGAUUUGGUGCUACAGAAACCGGUAGUAGCAGUGCUCUCAAACUAAAGGCCGGUGUGGAUGCUUGGAAUUUUGAAACAUGUCGCCAGAAAUAUGCUCCGAAAAAAGUCAAUCUACAGAAUAGUCAAAUGUGUGCUGGUGGUCAGGCUGGUGUUGACUCAUGCAGUGGAGAUUCUGGUGGUCCCUUGGUCAUCCAGCAGAGAAUUGAUAAACGUGAUGUAUAUGUUUUGGCUGGCAUUGUGUCAUUUGGUCCAAAGCCUUGUGGUUUGCCUGGUUGGCCAGGAGUUUAUACGCGUGUAGGAGCUUACGCCGAUUGGAUAUUAAACAAUAUUAAACCGUAGAUGUUUUGUUUUGUGUGUGUGUUUGGUUGAAUAAAUAUGUAUAUAUAUGGAA
Molecule: messenger RNA, 1590 nt
Organism: Stomoxys calcitrans (stable fly)
Lineage: Eukaryota; Metazoa; Arthropoda; Insecta; Diptera; Muscidae
Product: serine protease easter
Exons: 6
Coding region: 150-1538 (462 amino acids)
Biological process (GO): proteolysis
Molecular function (GO): serine-type endopeptidase activity
Source: RefSeq, a predicted model, not a curated record